Penicilliopsis zonata CBS 506.65 is the source of this 1728-nucleotide messenger RNA. RefSeq lists its product as hypothetical. Gene Ontology annotation, biological process: proton transmembrane transport; ATP metabolic process. Bases 127 to 1662 code for a protein of 511 amino acids. Gene Ontology annotation, molecular function: proton-transporting ATPase activity, rotational mechanism; ATP binding. The record is from RefSeq and is a predicted model, not a curated record. NCBI's taxonomy places the organism in Eukaryota, Fungi, Ascomycota, Eurotiomycetes, Eurotiales, Aspergillaceae. Gene Ontology annotation, cellular component: proton-transporting V-type ATPase, V1 domain. The transcript has 9 exons.
CGAAGCGACCGCCAACCGCCCCUGUCUGUCUGUCGCCAGCACCGUCUUUCUUCUUUCCUCUUUCCUCUUUCCUCCCCCUCCACGCCUCAUCCCAUCUCUUCCCCCGUGGUUGGCACCUCGUCCAGCAUGGCGUCCGAGUUCAUUGACCCCCGAAUGACCUCCAUCAAGCCUCGUCUGAGGUACAACACCAUUGGCGGUAUUAACGGACCGCUAGUCGUCCUGGAUAACGUCAAAUUCCCCAGAUACAAUGAGAUCGUCUCCCUGUCUCUCCCCGACGGCACAGAACGAUCGGGCCAGGUCCUCGAAGCUCGAGGAAACAGAGCUGUGGUUCAGGUGUUCGAAGGCACUUCCGGUAUCGAUGUCAAGAAGACGAAAGUCGAGUUCACCGGCCACAGUCUGAAGCUCGGGGUAUCCGAGGAUAUGCUGGGUCGUGUCUUCGAUGGUUCCGGACGUGCGAUCGACAAGGGCCCCAAGGUGUUGGCGGAAGAUUAUCUGGAUAUCAACGGCCAGCCCAUCAACCCGUAUUCACGAGUCUACCCCGAGGAAAUGAUCUCCACCGGUAUCUCCGCGAUCGACACGAUGAACUCCAUUGCUCGAGGCCAGAAGAUCCCCAUCUUCUCUGCGGCCGGUCUGCCGCACAACGAGAUUGCCGCACAGAUCUGUCGGCAGGCAGGUUUGGUCAAGAAGCCUACCAAGGACGUGCACGACGGCCACGAGGAGAACUUCUCCAUCGUCUUCGCCGCCAUGGGUGUCAACAUGGAAACCGCCCGUUUCUUCACCCGUGACUUUGAGGAGAACGGCAGUAUGGAGCGUGUCACCUUGUUCCUCAACUUGGCCAACGAUCCUACGAUCGAGCGUAUUAUCACUCCUCGUCUCGCAUUGACCACGGCCGAGUACUACGCCUACCAACUGGAGAAGCACGUCCUGGUCAUCAUGACGGAUUUGUCGGCAUACUGUGACGCUCUGCGUGAGGUGUCGGCUGCCCGUGAAGAAGUGCCCGGUCGACGUGGUUAUCCCGGUUACAUGUACACUGACUUGUCCACUCUGUACGAACGUGCCGGACGAGUCGAGGGCCGCAACGGAUCCAUCACCCAGAUUCCCAUCCUGACCAUGCCUAAUGAUGAUAUCACCCACCCCAUCCCCGAUUUGACCGGGUACAUUACCGAGGGCCAGAUCUUCAUCGACCGCCAAUUGCACAACAAGGGCGUCUACCCGCCCAUCAACGUGCUGCCCUCGCUGUCGCGGUUGAUGAAGUCUGCUAUUGGCGAGGGCCGUUCUCGCAAGGACCACUCGGACGUGUCCAACCAGCUGUACGCGAAAUACGCCAUUGGUCGUGACGCUGCCGCCAUGAAAGCCGUGGUGGGCGAGGAAGCCCUCUCAAGCGAAGACAAGCUCUCGCUGGAGUUCCUCGACAAGUUCGAACGCACCUUCAUCAGCCAGUCGGCCUACGAGUCGCGCAGCAUCUUCGAGUCGCUCGAUAUCGCAUGGAACCUGCUCCGCAUCUACCCCAAGGAACUGCUCAACCGUAUCCCCAAGAAGGUGCUUGAUGAGUUCUACGCCCGCUCUGCGCGCAAGACCCUUCCCUCCAAGGAUACCCGGGACACCUCGGGCGAGCAGCAUCAGACCCAGGCGCAGCAGAGCGGUCAUCUUAUUGAAACCUAGUCAUUCCCUGUUUCUCUCUGUCUUUCUGUGGUUCACUGUGGUUCACUGUGGUUCUCUAGUAGAUGC